AAUUUAAUUUUGCUAAAAUUUAAGCGCGUUUUUUAUAAGUUAUAUGCAUAUAUUGUUUAAAAAAUUUUAUUGAAAAAAUAUAACUAUUUGAAGUGCAUUUAUAGUCGCAAAAAGAUUUGACUUCAAUUGAAGUUAAUUAAUGCACACCAGCGCUGGAAAAGUGUUUAUUUGUAACAAGUGAAGCGGAAGUGCAACGAAGAGUGCUGCAUGAUUUCUGCGAGUGUGUGUAUGUGUUGAUAGUAUGUGGAAAGUGCAAUCCAAGUGAAGAAAGUGCAAUCACGAAAAAUCUAUAUAUACCCAUGCUUACACGCAUGCAUAUAUAGUAUGUAUACAAAAAUUUAAAGUGAAAAUUCGCAUCUCCUUUGCAUGUCUAUUUUCACAUAUAAAAGUUGCCUAUUUGCCUGUUCGUUGCAACAAACAGGUUCAUCCGAGUACGCGUGCGCAGACAAAUGUCCGCUUGCAGAUAACCGCCUUGGCGACUUAAAAGUCAUUUAGCGCAGACACAUUCAAUCAAUAGAAUAGAUUUUAGGUAAAGAAUCAGCACUAAAAAUACGAAAAAAAUAAUCACUUUAAAUUCAUCUACAUUUAAUAAAAUUAAUUUUGCUUGUGAAAGAUUUAAAAUGCGCUGCAUGUUGAACUCGAACUUGACUUUAAAACGUAAACGGCAAUCGAAAGAUAUUUAACUGACGACUACUGACUCAUUUUUGUUAUGUUUGUUGUUGGCAUUGGCAGCGCAGGAAUGCCAAACAUGCGCGACAUUCGACUACAACUUCGGUGCCGCGCGUAGUUCUCCGAUUUUGUUUCGUUGGUAUUUGAAUGAAGAAGAUCAGCUUUGUUUUAUGGUUUGUCUCACACUGCCAAGUCUCCGGUGGACUGACUGCCAUUUGUGCAGCGGCUAUCAUCUGCAACCAAAGUGAUUGCUGCCAACUCAAAAUAUGCAACACCAAAGAACGUGAGCUGAUAGCAAAUCAAAUAACCAAAAACAAAAACUUAGUGCAAAUAGUGUUUAACAACAAAAACGAAAAUAAAAAUGUUGGACAGUGCAAAGGAAACAACGGGUGUAAUGUUAGCAACAUUCGAUACAGCAGUGGCUUCGGCCAAAACUGCUGCUGAAGAUGCAAAUAAAAGUGAAUUUCUUAGAACAACUCAAACAACAAAUUCAUCGCCUUCAAAAGCAAAGACACUUUUCAGUUGGUUUCGAAGUGGCCACACAAAACUAUCUAGCAAAGCCGACUCCAACGUACCCACAACAAAUAGGGAGCAAAAGCAUAUAGACGGUGGAGUUGAAGAAGCGGAGGUGGUGCACAUAAAGGGUGGCGUCAAACAAUUAUCGCCAAAGGCACUGCCGAUCGCACCAGCAGUAACGAGUGCUGCAGAGCGCGACGUAACGUUACGCGAAUUUCGCGGCGUCCAAAGUUUGCGACACUUGUGGAAUAAGCGCAUCAGCGCAAGUGAAGACGCCACACGGCGACAAAGCACGCUAAGCGACAGUAAGGCGAAUAAAUUAACGAAAUCGAUUGGAUGUCUAGUGAAUGCGGCAGCUACGUCAACAGAAGCUACUAACUCAACAACACCUGUCAAAGGCAAAGCUUUGCGUCAAAAACGUUCACAUAGCUUACACGAUUGUACUCAGGUAGGCGUGCACGUUGAAGUGACCACGACUGAGUCGGAAAUCGACUGUUUACAUCGCGAAAAAGAUAACUUUUACAAGUACAAAACGGCGGAACAGGCAGCAAAACAUUUGACGCGCGAAACGCGUCUGCGUACCAAAAAUACGCGACGCGUCACCGCCGGCAUAGUUUGUAGCGAGACACGCAGCAAUGGUGCACACUUUCCCGCAGUGAAGGCGAGUGAUCGUGGCGAACACAUUCAUUGGCUAAAACGGCAGGACAUGGUGACGAAAAGUCGUGAAAACGCAGAUAUGGCAGUUGUGAGUACCCCUACUGACCGUGAAACCACUACAGCGUCGGCUGAAACAUUAUCAGCCGACGACGUUGUUAUCAGUGAGACAGCAAACAGCGCAACGACAACAAUAACAACUGCAUUGGCAAUAACACCAGCGACCCUUGCUCAACGGAAUAACUACGCGGCUGAUUCUUCUGAUAAUGAUACGCUUGCCGCUAACAAUUCGCCUCGCCAUUCGGCCAGUCGUAAGCGAAACUCAUACCGCGAAGUAACAAAUACGUCGCUCGCAAAACGCAGCAGCACCGAUUCAAAUAAAUCGAAUUCACUAACAUUAUCAACAUCGGGAUCAGUAACAGGUGGCACGAAUACAGGAGGCCGCAGCGCACGUCGCACCGCCUCCUCGUCGUCAUUCUCAGCGUCGGCGCGCAAAUAUAGCUUCAAAACACAUACGCGCACGUAUCACGCGCCGCGCAAAAUGAGCCAACGUGACAGCAGCACUGUUGGCAGUGCAAACGGUAUCGGUGGUGCAUCCACUUUUGUGCCGGGGGGCAGCAAUAUAGUCGCCAAAUUGACGCAACAAUUCAAUGAAAUGAUACAGAAAGAUAAGAAGUUGCUGGAAGAGGUGAAACGGAAGAAUGGCGUGCUGCUGUCGCGCGGCGGACAUGUUUACAAAGUGGUGGAGAAUCCAAAGGCAGUGUCGGAGGGUAAUAAGCGCGCUUCACCGAGCAUCAGCCGGAGCAUUACGCAAGGACAGAAUGGCACCGCUUCGCAUGCCUCAACAGUGCAGCGAAAUAUUAUAAAAUUUGAAGGUGGUCCAGAGUUAGAGAAGCCAGUAGUGCCGGUAAAAAGCGCACAGGUACUGCAAAAGUUGCGUGAAUUAAGUAAAACACAACAAUAUAGUCUGAACAAUAAUGGUAAUGGUGGAUCGAAACGGUUGCACCUGAAACUGCCGAUCGCAGCAUCGACAAACGAGCUGCAGCUGAAGCUUGAACUGAAGAAGGCACAAUUGGCGCUGCCGCUGUCGCCGCCACUGGAGGUCGUCACCGAGGAGUCAAAGACGCCGUUAGAAACAUACGAAAAAUCGAUCGGCAUUAGUCAGUUGGAAAGUGGCAAUACUGUUACGCAGGCACCGGUGGACGCAGGGAAUGAGAAAAUUGCGGACAGCACGUACGGGACAUACAAUAACAGUAAAGACAAUAACAACGGCAAUGAUCGCGACACAAAAACGUUUACCGUGGUUGAACUGGAAAAAGAGUGCAAUCAGAAGCAAAGCUGUGACAUUAAAAGCGAAUCACUUAAUGACGUCUGCAGUUGCGGAGCCCCGCAAGUAUUCACAGUUUCUAACGCCAGUGAUGUGGCAACCGAAGCAAAAAAUAUUGAAGAGCGCAUAGCAGCCAAGGAAGAAAGUAAUGAUGCGGAAAACAAUACGAUUUGCAUUGAGGCGAAUUCGACUGAAGCAAUAAAAAGUGAAACAACAAAUGCUAUUGAGGAGGCCACCAUUAAUGCUGAGCUUAGCAUUCCCACGUUUUUGACGACAUUGGGAACUUUGGACAGGGCAGAAAGAACAAAAACAACUGGCACGAUUGAAGCAACAACAAUUGCAUUGCAAACAACGGAGGAAGCACAAAAAACCACCGCAGAUUCCAUUGACGACCAGCUUGAUUCAGCUAAUGAUGAGAAGGCUAAGCAACGCAAACACAAGUACGCGAAAAUCUAUGAAAAGUUCCGCUUUAGGUCACCAUUUGCUGGUGGCCACAGCAACAAGAAGCUGGCAUCGAAGCAGCCAGUAAACGGGGUUGAAAUGCACUGUGAAUUCAAGCGACCAGCGGCUGAAAUUGCAGAAGAUGCAGUAAAAACUAUACAAGCACCAAAAACCAUACCAAUAUCUACACCAGCUUCGGCACCAGUAUUAGCGGUGACGGCGGGAAAUAUUCCAAAAGAGACUGAUAAGAAUAUGGAAAUCGGCUGUAUCUUAGAUUCCGAAAAUACUGCCAAACCAGCUGUUGAACCUGAAUCGAAGUUGCUCGAUGCACUUGAGAUUAUUGAUCACAAGUUGAAAGAUCUCGGCAUAGACAAAGUUGACGAAAACACUGACGCUCUUUUGAUUUCACCAGAUGAUGACUUCGAACAGCGCGUACUACCAAACAACUCCUUCGUAUUCAAGGCGAGCACUAAGCAGGUGGUCAAUAAUAAAUUGAUUGUCACGCAGGCGGUGAAUGUAACGCUGGUUAACAGUAUUGAGGGCGAACAGAUGAUACUAGAGCAAAAGGAGCUGCAACGACUGCAGUGUGACUAUAGCGAGCUUGUGCGUCCACUCAGCGUGAAUUUGGAGCAGCCAGUAUUAGGCACAUGUGAAGCCAACACGCAGGUGCAACAGCCGGCACCAGUGGAGCCAAUGUACGAACCAAUCGCCGCACAGACUGAUGUAACAAAGACUGAAGAGCACUCGACAUUGACCGACUUGUCGCCUCCGACAUCUUUCCUCUAUAAGAGCUGUGCAGCGACCAUAGAAAAGAAGUCCAUUGAAACUGAUACGCCGUCGGCAGAAAACGCAAUGCACUCAGUGCCAAUAAUGGAAAAGAAUAAGUCUUUCGAGGACAUUUAUCAAACUGUAGAAGAGGUCAAUGGGAUAACUUCGCAAACAGUAGCUGAAGCGACAGAUUCUGCACUCUUGGCCGAUUAUGAAUCCAUAGCUGGCUCCUGCGAGCACACUACGCCAGCAACAACUGCCAUUGGCGCAAACCGUAGCGGCAAGCCACUUUAUGAUGGCUAUGAAAUUUGUGAGCCGCCACCAGAUACACCACCGACACUGCCUAUCAAUGCAUUAACAACUAUUGAUGUAGCUGCCAGCAGUGCAAUCUUUACCCAACAAACGUCCUUGGGUGGAGGUAAUGUGCGCAACACAAAUGAUGAGCUUCCCGAACUGCCCAAACCAAAACGUCGCCUGCCUAAAUCCCCAAUGCCAAGCAAACGUUCGCCGAAAUCUGCAGCUAAAAUUGCAUCUACAUCUACCAGUCGAAGCAGUAAUAGCAAAAGUAACAGUCAUAGCACCGUAACUGGGCUGGACGACCAAGAUGAUGAUCAUCACUAUUAUGCAGAUGAUGAGAAUAUCUAUGAUACCAUCAAAGGUUCGCACUGCUAUGAGUCUCUGCAUGCCUUAAGCAUCGCCACACAAAAAUCUUCCAGCGCUGCGACGAAAUGUGGCAAUGAUAAUAUCUCGCUCACCUCCAAUUGCUACGAGAGCAUCUCACAUUAUCGGCGCGCCAGCCACAGCAAUGGUGGCGGCAGUCAUUUGACGGGCAGCAGUAGCGGCUCAACACUCACCAUUUCAUCGGAUCACAAAACGAACAGUUUAUAUGAGAUGUCUGUGGCGGCAAGUAUUAUCUAUGGUACUGGCAGUUUGGGCUCUAGGCAAUCGGUAGCGGAAAAGACGAGUGUGAGCGUUUCCGGGCGUAAUAAGGGAAGUGAUGAGUCAGUGGGCACGAAAAUUUAUUAUCAAUCGCAUGGUGGCGCAUCAAGUGAUAACAGCGAUGAGUGGGUCGACAUAUCAGACCCCGAGGCGGAGGGUGCGGAACAAUUGGCGAAACAGCAAUUCAUUGUCGUACGAGAACGCUCCAAAGUCCAUCGCAGCCCGGAUUGGUCAAAACGUGUUAGAGAUAAACGCUUGCAUCAAAAGAAAGCGAUAAGUUGCAUAGAAGAUGACUCUGACCACUACUAUGAGACAUUGUCACCUUUAGGAAAUAAACGCCACUCCACUCUACCAGCACAGCGUUCAAAUAGUCAUCACAAACGCGAUCAAGAUUUAGCCUAUAUUGCGAAGAAUGGCUCGCAGCGCAGUAAGCAAUAUUCGGCCUCCAUGCAUGGCUUGGGCACGUUAGUGACAUCAGACGAUUAUGACUCUUUCGAUACAGACACCGAUGAUAUUUAUGAAGCGAAGGAGAACAUAAAAAAUCAGAAUGACAGCGGCGUGGAUAUACGCAAUGUGAAACUCCCUGAUCCACCUCCUUCCACUAAUCAAGUAUACGCUAUAGUACGCAAACUGAAGAAUUUCAUCUCAAAUAAGAAAUCUCCGGGUUCGCAUUCAAAGUUCGGCGAUAGUCAGCAAAAACUGUACGAAAACUCCACCCAAUUCUAUGUGAGUGGCAAUAUUUAUGAGAAUACACCAAAGACCAAAUCCAAACCACAGAAAAAUGUUAAAAGGACACCUCCAGCUGUACAAAAUCAAGACAUUUAUGAGAAUACCGAGUUCCAUAGUCCGCUUGCGAUCGUGCCAGAUGAUAAACAAGUUAGCACAGCGGAAACGAUUUUAAAUAGUCCAACGGAAGCUAAGCCCGAUACAUCCGACACAACUACCACGUUACGUUCCAAGUCUAAGGCGGGUAAGAGUUUCAAAUCACGUCUGCGCAAAAGUCUAGUCGGUUCCACUUUUGAUAUGAAGCAACUAUCGACGUUGGCGCCUACACGUAGCACCUUUUACAUUGAAGAUCCAACGUAUGGGGGCUCUGGUGAGUUAGAUUCAGGCUUCUCUGAGAAAGCUUCAUCAGGUGAUCUGCCCACAAUACCUACACCUGAGUCACAGAAAUUCUCAACUGUCGCACGUAAGGCGAAAAAGGAAACAAAGGCGUCAAAUUCACAACGGCGAAGAACUACCAUUGGUAUACGUCCACAAGAUCCGCCACCACCACCACCCGUCGCAUCAUCAACAACAUCUUGGUACGCCGAAUGUGGGGUAUUCAAAAGUGGUACGAGCGGUUUGCUACAAGAGUCGGAAAUUUCGAUGAACGAUAGUAAGGCGAGCCAGAGUGGUUCUUCGGUUUUUAAUGGCAAUUCCUGGUACACCGAAGCAGGAUUGUAUCAGACCAGCGGCGUAUCUGUAGCCAGUUCGAGCGGCAGUUCGGGUGUAUCUACUGGCAAUGAAGGUGCAAUAGGCGAUGAGCUGCCACACAGCAUGUUUCAGAACGAGCCGCUCUACCAGAUCUACAGUGCCGCUAAGCUGGAGUCCAUCACACGCGACAUGGAGGAGCAUGACAGUUCAACAGAUGGUUAUGAGGAGAUCGGUCAUAAUGGAUCGGCAAGCGAGGCGUGCAUAAGUAGUCAAAAGCACCAACGACCUAGUGCUUUCCAGCUAAUUGAGCCAAAGAAUGGACCAUCCCGUACAUUGUGGAGUGAAAUACCAGAGGUCAUAAAUUCGUGUGUUCUAGCUACACUCACACCACGAGAACGCAGUCUGCAGGAGGCGAAGUUCGAGAUUAUCACCUCUGAGGCGAGUUACCUGAAAUCUCUAAACCUGCUGCGUAAUCACUUCAUGAAUCAUCCAAUAUUCCGGGAUACGAAUGUGGUGAGCCCCCGCGAUCGCAAAGCCUUGUUUGCAUACAUUGUGCCUGUACAUGAAUGCUCUGAAAGGCUGCUCACAGAAAUGGAAUCCUGCUGGCAAGAUAAUAUAAUGUUAAUCGGUUUAAGUAAGCGCAUCUUUACCGUUGCGGAGAAAUAUUUCCAUGUGUACAUAUCGUUUUGCGAGCACCAAGGCCGCAUGGACAGAACAUUGCGUCGGUUGAAGGAGAGUCGUGGUAUUUUUGCACAGAAUCUGCAUCUUCUCGAAACAAGUCCAACCUGUUGUGGCCUGAAUCUGCAUUCUUUUCUCAUGUUGCCCAUGCAACGCAUUACACGUCUGCCGCUGCUUAUAGAUGCCGUAUUUAGUAAAGUAAGCCCCAAUGAUGACGAAUACGAGAACUGGAAGAUGACUUUGGCUAUCAUGAAUAAGAUUGUGACACAGUGUAAUGAAGCCGCCAACCGCUGUGAGCAGGCGUACGAAAUCGAGCGUAUAGCGCGUCAGUUGGAGUUCCCUUCGACGAUACGGGCUUUGGCCAUAGCACCUGCGGGUGUGCCCGCGCCGGGUUCAAAGCCGCGGUUUCUGGUGAAACGAGGUGAAUUGACGCAUUUCAUUUGGCGUGGUGACGAUGUCAAACUUACUUUCGGAAAGAAAUUUUCCAAAGUGGCCAUCUACGCUUUCCUCUUCUCUGAUCUGCUCGUGCUAACGAAACGUAAAGGGGAGGAACAAUUCGCAGUUUUUGAUUAUUGCCCGCGUAAUAUGCUGACUAUCACAUCCGGUGAUCUGCGUGAUAUUAGUCAGACGCACAAAAAUCUAAUACUGAUGACUUUGUUGGAGAAUCACGAGCGAAAGACUGUGGAACUAGUCCUUUCUUGCCCAUCAGUUUCCGAACAGGAACGUUGGUUGCAGGCAGUUCGGCCGCCCGAACCAGAGACGCCCGGUGAAAAGCUUUACGCCCCCUGGGAUUGUCCGCAAGUAAUAACAAAGCACGCAUAUGUAACGAGAGAACCAGACGCGCUAAGUCUGGAAGUGGGAGAUGUAGUAAAUGUGACACGAAAAUUGCCAGAUGGUUGGUACCAGGGUGAACGCAUACGUGAUGGCGUUGUAGGUUGGUUCCCGGGCAGUUAUACGGAAGAGGUAAAUUCAGCGCAUGUGCGCGCUCGCAAUCUCAAACAGCGUCAACGUCUGCUGACUUUCACAGCCACAUAUCUCGAGUCGCAGAAGCGGAAGUAGGCAAUUUUUUUUGGGGCACAGCAUGUCUCAGGCGUUUGCCACAGUUAUAAAUGUAAAAGAUAAAGUUUAAUACAUGUGUUUGUGCCUUCUCAAUGUUAAGAAGUUUUUGUUUUACUAUUUAAGUGUUAAAAUUAUGAAAACUAAAUAUGUAUUUGUCUUUAAUCAAUAAUUUACUUAUAAAAAUAGUUACCCAUAUUUCGUCGCAUAAAAUUAUACGCAUACAUAUGUAUGUUUGUAUGUAUAUUAAAUAUUUAUUAAACAUGUGAUAAAAAUAAAAAUAUGACUUUACCUAUGAAUGUACUUGUAAAGGGAAUUCAUUAUUAAGAUAUAA
Molecule: messenger RNA, 8798 nt
Organism: Anastrepha obliqua
Lineage: Eukaryota; Metazoa; Arthropoda; Insecta; Diptera; Tephritidae
Product: rho guanine nucleotide exchange factor 19
Exons: 9
Coding region: 1031-8467 (2478 amino acids)
Biological process (GO): activation of GTPase activity
Molecular function (GO): protein binding; guanyl-nucleotide exchange factor activity
Source: RefSeq, a predicted model, not a curated record